Messenger RNA from Pyrus x bretschneideri (Chinese white pear), 798 nucleotides. RefSeq names its product agamous-like MADS-box protein AGL80. Bases 1 to 672 code for a protein of 223 amino acids. Lineage: Eukaryota; Viridiplantae; Streptophyta; Magnoliopsida; Rosales; Rosaceae. The record is from RefSeq and is a predicted model, not a curated record. Gene Ontology annotation, biological process: regulation of transcription by RNA polymerase II. Gene Ontology annotation, molecular function: protein dimerization activity; DNA-binding transcription factor activity, RNA polymerase II-specific; RNA polymerase II cis-regulatory region sequence-specific DNA binding. The transcript has a single exon.
AUGUCUCGAAAGAAGGUGAAGCUUGCCUACAACCAAAACCGCACGACUCGAAAACUAACAUGCAAAAAAAGAAAGAAGGGUUUUAUGAAGAAGAUGAGCGAAAUCACUACCCUUUGUGAUGUUGAGGCAUGUGCUGUCGUUUACGGACAGAACGAUACUCAGCCCGAGGUUUGGCCAUUUCCUUCGGGAGUACAAAGCACUUACGCGAAGCUCAGGGAAAUGCCGUCAAUGGAGCAGACGAAAAAGCAACUGAACAUGGAGACUUUUCUGAGGCAGAGAAUCGACAAGACAAGGGAACAGCUGAGGAAACAGAAGAAGGAGAACCGGAAGAAGGAAAUGUCAAUCCUGAUGAGCCAGUGCCUGACUGGGAGGUCCCUUCAAGAUCUGAACAUGGGGGAUCUGAAUGACCUAGGGUGGGUGGUUUACCACACAGUGAAGGAGAUCAAUAAAAAGGUGAAGAAAGUGAAUGACGAACUGGCUUGGAGCGGGAGCAGUCAAGUCCAAGUUGUACCAACAUCCCCACCGCCCCCAUCGAUCAGUGGGGAAAUGAUGAACUUGCAACAAGCUCAAUCUCAGGUUGUACCCAUGGAGAUGACGACCCCAGAAGACCAGCAGCCGCAACAGCAGCUGGCAGGGCUUGGAGCAAACACGGGACGACUUUCUGCCCUUUGAGAACCAGGACCACCAUGCUAUGUGGCCUAAUACUCCAUUUUUCCCUUAAACGUCGGCGACGUACUGUUUAGUUUUCUUAUGAAAUGAACCACAUGAGUUUCUCACCAAUGUUUGAAUAAUUAUGUG